GAGGCUGGCGGAAGCACGACAGCAGUGACCACAGCAGCAUGGAGCCCCGGGAAGCUGGCACAGAGCCCACAUGGCUGCAGGAUGAAGAUGAAGAGCCGUGGCCCGAGUUCCCUCCCAGCUCACCCUCAGGGGAGACCACCAGCCCCACGUCCUCAAAGUCCCCCACACUCUCCCCAGCUGGCACCUCCGAGGGCUCGGCAGGCAGUGAGAGAGCUCCACCAGUGGAGAAGGAACAGGACCAGGCACCCCCCGGGAGAGCAGGGCUGCGGCCGAGGUUGGAAGCGGCUGGGGGCCGACCACGUGCAAGUGCCCGGGCACAGGGACGCAGUGCCAUCCUGGAGAAGUUUGGAGGGGCAGCCAAGGGUGCGGCUCCCCACCUGAAGCGGACAGGCAGCACAGCCAUGGUGAAGACCAUGCUGCUGGAGUGGUGCCGUGUCAGGACCCGCGGCUACCAGCAUGUAGACGUGCAGAACUUCUCGGGGAGCUGGGGCAGCGGCCUGGCCUUCUGUGCCCUGCUCCACAGCUUCUUCCCGGAUGCCUUCGACUACAAUGCCCUUGAGCCCAGUGCCCGCCAGCACAACUUUACCCUGGCCUUCUCCACUGCCAAGGAGCGGGCUGGCUGUGCCCCACUGCUGGAUGCGGAGGACAUGGUGCGGCUGCCAGUGCCCGAUGCCAAGUGUGUCUACACCUACCUGCAGGAGCUAUACCGCUGCCUGGUGGCCAAGGGGCUGGUGAAGACCAAGAACCGCUGAGGGGGAGUUCCCCUACCCUGCAUCACCCCCUUGCUUCAUUCCCUGAUUUGUCCCUAGCAGUAAAA
Molecule: messenger RNA, 817 nt
Organism: Indicator indicator
Lineage: Eukaryota; Metazoa; Chordata; Aves; Piciformes; Indicatoridae
Gene: SMTNL1
Product: smoothelin like 1
Exons: 7
Coding region: 39-752 (237 amino acids)
Biological process (GO): actin cytoskeleton organization
Cellular component (GO): microtubule organizing center; filamentous actin
Molecular function (GO): protein binding
Source: RefSeq, a predicted model, not a curated record